GAAAAUAUCAGAGGUCACUCUUUAAUUCAUUCAGCAAAGAUAAUCGUCCAGUUCAGCUUGUUUCGAUAUGCCUCAUAAAUUUUAUUCAAAUGUCAUUGUUGAUAAGCAGUAGUAUAUAAAGUGAAUGGACACACGUGAAAUUGAAUAAUCUGUUCGAUUUCACUGGAUUUCCAGCCGAUCGCAGAAUGUGGUUCACAAAUAUAUUAGUUGUGUUAAUAGUCGGUGUAGCUUUAGUAAAAUCAAGUCAUGCUCAACCAUAUACUUUCCCUGACGAUUUUGUAUUCUGCGAUCUCGAAUCUCCCGACCUUUCUACAUGUUUGAGAGAUAAGUUACAGAAUUGGACGACAAUGCUUGGAACACGGGGUAUUAACCAUCCAAUACGAUUCACCCUCGAACCCAUGGUAAUCGAUUUUUGGGUUCUAAACAUGAACCUGAACUUUUUGAAUAGUACUGAAUAUCUCUGGAACUGCACGUUCUCACAAUUCUGGAAUUCGACAGUCAUAUCUGCCUCAUAUAAUCCAGAAAACUAUACUCUCGUUUACACUUCUUACUACCCCCACAUCAUCGAGCAUGGAAGAUAUCAAAUGUUUGGUACAGUUUCAUUCGAAGACGGAUCAGUCGACGCCAUUUACGGAAAUGGUCCAUAUGAUAAACAUAUAUAUGGCUUGAACCUCACACACAAAAUAACCUUCGUCCCAGUCCUGAGAGAACAUGGAGUUGAAUACUUGCAAGUAUCUCGCUACGAACUCGAUUCAGAUGGAUUCAGAGAUACUUCAUUGCAAUGGCAUAACUUAUACAAUGGUGACACUAUUCGUGGCAAUAGAACAGUCACUAGACUAGCCCAUAACGCCAUGGCCUUGGGUGGUGCACUAGCAAAACCAUUUACAGAUAUGACCAUUGCUAUGUUCAGACUCUACACCGAAAACUUGAUCAGCAGUGUGCCAAGAAGACAACUUCGCAGACAUUUCUCCAGACAUCCUUAG
Molecule: messenger RNA, 983 nt
Organism: Phaedon cochleariae (mustard beetle)
Lineage: Eukaryota; Metazoa; Arthropoda; Insecta; Coleoptera; Chrysomelidae
Source: the annotation of a GenBank genome assembly